Varroa destructor (honeybee mite) is the source of this 1688-nucleotide messenger RNA. Its product is annotated as omega-amidase NIT2-like. Gene Ontology annotation, cellular component: mitochondrion. NCBI's taxonomy places the organism in Eukaryota, Metazoa, Arthropoda, Arachnida, Mesostigmata, Varroidae. Gene Ontology annotation, biological process: L-glutamine metabolic process; oxaloacetate metabolic process. Gene Ontology annotation, molecular function: omega-amidase activity. The record is from RefSeq and is a predicted model, not a curated record.
GUUCUAUGAUCGAACAGCCGGCACUGAAGUGUUGUCCCACAGUCAUCUGUUUAUCGCACGGCUGACAUCUUCACAUGUUUGUAUUGCUGUUGUGACUAUAUGUGCUGUGUUAUUCAAUUAGAUCUGUGCUGCCUAAAUACUUAUAUACUUGAAGGAUAAAAGAAACUGUAAUUUAAGUACUAUUAUAGGAGUGCGAUGACGGUAUCAUCUCAUUGACGCGACAGAUAGUUAUCCAAACAAUUCACUAUGUUUCGUCUGGCAUGUCUUCAACUUUCCCUUCGAGGAGACAAAACCGCAUCGCUAGCGCAUGCCCGCGCAAUGAUCGAUACGGCAGUGAAAGGCGGCGCACAACUGGUAUGCCUCUCCGAGUGUUUCGCUUUUCCCUAUGGACCACAAUAUUUCAGGCCAAACGCUGAAACGAUUCCUGAAGGAGAAACGUGUAAAAUGCUCAAGAAUGCUGCUGCAGAAAAUAAAGUCUUUGUCGUGGGAGGCAGUCUUUCAGAAAAAGACUCAAGUGAUCGCUUAUACAAUACCUGCGUCGUCUUCGACCCAAAGGGAACACUAGUGGCGAAACAUCGCAAGGUACACCUUUUCGAUAUCGACAUUCCUGGAAAAAUCACGUUUAAAGAAAGCGAAUCAUUUACCGCCGGCGAUACGCUCACAACUUUUGAUACCCCUUUCUGCAAGGUGGGUCUGGGAAUCUGCUAUGACAUUCGUUUUGCACCUAUGGCGCAACUCUAUCGAGCCAGAGGCUGUCAAUUGCUACUUUACCCUGGCGCCUUUAAUAUGAUCACUGGGCCCCUAAACUGGGAACUGCUGUGUAGAGCACGCGCCGUCGAUAACCAGUUGUAUGUAGCAGGUAUUUCACCUGCACGCGACCCUUCAGCUUCUUAUGUGGCAUUCGGCCACACGAUGGUGGUUGGUCCCCGAGGAACUGUUAUCGCCCAAACGCAAGAAAAAGAAGAUAUUGUCUAUGCUAAUAUCGAACUUGACGAGGUAACGACAACUCGUGAAAACAUUCCAAUUGGUCAACAAGUUCGCACCGACCUCUAUAAAAUCGUAGACAAGAAGCCUGCCUUAUAGUUCUACUUAUAGUUCUUAUACAUCUAAAAUUUUUAAAUAACUGACGAAUAGUCGUACACGAUAGACAUAUAUUAUUCUGUGAUCAUCUUAUAAACAUUAAGUUAUCAACCUGACCAAACGAAUAAUAAUUCGCAUGUUGUCACCAUAAGCUGAUACGCAUCUUUUCGAGUAACUUUGACAGAAUUAGUAAAGGCCAUCGCCAUCGUAUUAUUCUACUUUAAUAUAAUUAAAAAAAAUCACCUUUGUAUAACAAAGGACGAGCUUGUAUGAAGUACGAAGAACAACUUUAUCCAACGCCAUUUUGUUAAUAAAGGCACUAACUUGAAAUGUAAUAUAAGUGAGUAAAAGAUGCCCUAGUCAUUGGUGUAAUAUAUCGUCGAAUGGUACAUUUAAGACAAAAUAAGGAUGGUAUUUCGGUAACUAACAACACUGGCAGAUUUACUUUUCAUAUAGAAAUAACCUCAUAUAUACGAGGCUGGCGUGCGACAACAGUUAUCGAAGCCCUACCAGUUUCAUCUACAGAUGGUCUGAAACUGAUAGGACUGCUAAAUACUUAGCCAUUUCGACGGGUACGCCAGACCAAUAGUAAUUUUUAUAUUCUAUAC